UAUGCGAUCGUAAAAAUAAAAAACAGAGGGAGGCGCAAGAGACUAAGUCAGACAGCGAUCAUGGGGAACGGUGGCUCAAGGAGAGGAGACUCUUCUUCUUCUUCAGAUUCUGAAUCGAAAAGUUCACGCGUCUCUCGAUUGAGGCAGAAGCUUCAUGACUAUCGCCAAAGUCAUUUUCAUCGUCGUCGCCGAUCUUCCGGCCUCUCUUCUCACCUCAAUUCGCUCAGCUCUGCCGAUGAUUUCGCCGGAAUUGCUCUACUCACUCUCAUUCGCGCGGAGAUGAAGUUUAAGGACAAGUGGCUUGCAUGCGUUUCUCUCGGCGAGCAGACCUUCCGUACCGAGAUUUCCGAUAACACUGACAAGCCUGUUUGGAACUCAGAAAAGAAACUUCUUUUGGAAAGAAAUGGACCCCAUGUUGCAAGGAUUUCCAUAUUCGAGACUAAUAGAGUGUCGAAGAACAAUUUCAUUGGCUAUUGUGAGAUUGAUCUGCUUGAAUUCCUGGAUCUGGAUUCAGAUUCUGAUGCUCAUGUAUUUGACCUGUUGGAUCCGUCAUCAAAUGAUAUGGUUGUUGGCAACAUUUCUCUUUCCUGUGCUAUUGAGGAUCCAUUUGAAACAGAGAAAAAUUUCGCACGACGCAUCCUGUCAGUGGUGGACUAUGAUGAGGAUGGGACCCUGUCAUUUUCAGAAUUUUCUGACCUAGUCAAUGGUUUUGGCAAUCAAGUGCUUGCUACGAAGAAAGAGGAGCUUUUCAAAGCAGCAGACACGAAUGGGGAUGGUGUUGUGAGUAUGGAUGAGUUGGCAGCUCUUCUCGCUAUUCAACAAGAAAAGGAACCGCUUAUCAAUAGUUGCCCUGUAUGUGGGGAGAUUCUUCAAGUUGCUGAUAAGCUGAACACAAUGAUUCAUUUGACUCUGUGUUUUGACGAAGGAACAGGAAACCAGGUUAUGACAGGAGGAUUCUUGACUGAUAAACAGGCUUCAUAUGGGUGGAUCUUCAAACUAAGUGAGUGGGCUCAUUAUUCAUCAUAUAAUGUUGGUCUGAAAUCUGGGUCUAGUGCUUCACAUAUCUUGGUAUUUGAUCGGAGGAAAAAGAGGCUUGUGGAAGAAUUGAUUGAUGGAAAGAUUGUAUUGUCAAUGAGAGCGCUCUAUCAGUCAAAUAUAGGGCUCCGUCUUAUGGACAAAGGGGCAAAAGAAAUCCUCCAGAGCAUCUCAGAGAGGCAGGGAAAGAAGAUGAACUCGGUUGAAUCUGCUGAAGAUAUACCAAAGUUCCUUGAAUUUUUUAAGGAUCAAAUCAAUAUGGGUGAAGUCAAGUACCCGUUGCAACAUUUUAAGACAUUUAAUGAAUUUUUCAUAAGAGAGUUGAAGCCUGGUGCAAGACCGAUUGCUUGUAUGGAGCAUGACGAUGUUGCUAUAUCUGCAGCUGAUAGCCGUCUUAUGGCUUUUAAAUCAGCAGAAGAUAGCUUGCGGUUAUGGAUUAAGGGUCGAAAGUUUUCUGUCCAUGGACUCUUAGGAAAAGACAUAUGUCCCAAUGCUUUUGUCAACGGAAGUAUAGUCAUAUUUCGACUGGCGCCACAGGAUUAUCAUCGAUUCCAUCUUCCAGUUUCUGGAGUUAUUGAAAAAUUUGUAGAUAUACCUGGCAGCUUGUAUACAGUUAAUCCUAUUGCAGUCAAUAGCAAGUAUUGUAAUGUUUUCACAGAGAAUAAACGAACUGUAUCAAUUAUUUCUACUACUCACUUUGGAAAGGUGGCAUUUAUUGCAAUUGGAGCAACAAUGGUAGGGAGCAUGACUUUCCUUAAAAAGGAAGGUGAUUUUGUCAAGAAGGGUGAUGAGUUUGGAUAUUUCUCAUUCGGAGGAAGCACAGUUAUUUGCGUUUUUGAGGAGGAUUCAAUUCAGAUAGACGAGGACCUCCUCCAAAAUAGUGAGAGAUCACUGGAGACUCUGGUUUCUGUUGGAAUGCAGCUGGGCAUUGCUAGGAAGAAAAGAGCUGAAAUGGAUUUACCGAAAUUAGAAAAUUGUGUAAUAGGAGCGUGACGGUAAAUGAUUGGCUGCUAUAUAUAUAUGGAUUACGCCUGACGGUUUCUCUCAGAGUUGUUGCACAUAUGGGCAUGCAAAUAACAGAAAAUGCCAAUGUAUUUUAACCGAGUACCAGAGAUUGUUUCUGCAAUUCAGUGAUCUAUGAUUGUGACCA
Messenger RNA from Tripterygium wilfordii, 2185 nucleotides. RefSeq names its product phosphatidylserine decarboxylase proenzyme 2-like. Bases 61 to 2028 code for a protein of 655 amino acids. Gene Ontology annotation, molecular function: calcium ion binding; phosphatidylserine decarboxylase activity. Gene Ontology annotation, biological process: phospholipid biosynthetic process. The record is from RefSeq and is a predicted model, not a curated record. The transcript is spliced from 21 exons. Lineage: Eukaryota; Viridiplantae; Streptophyta; Magnoliopsida; Celastrales; Celastraceae.